Messenger RNA from Durotheca rogersii, 1572 nucleotides. Its product is annotated as sterigmatocystin 8-O-methyltransferase. The record is from RefSeq and is a predicted model, not a curated record. Lineage: Eukaryota; Fungi; Ascomycota; Sordariomycetes; Xylariales; Xylariaceae. Gene Ontology annotation, molecular function: O-methyltransferase activity. Bases 117 to 1457 code for a protein of 446 amino acids. The transcript has 4 exons.
AAAAGGCAUCCCCUUCCCGUAGGCCCCCGAGCCAUCCGCCUCUCUGCUCUCCCCUUCGAACCGCACCCUUUCGCCUUUAUUUCUACGAGUACGGUAGACGCCGACACGCUCGCACAAUGGCCGAAUCGCAGCCGACUCUCCAGGACCUCGCGGCCAAGAUCACCGAGCUGUCCGACACCUUUGCGCGCUUCCUCAAGGAGAACAAUGUCCCGCAGCCCACUUUUGCCGCGGAUAGCCCGACAAGCUACAGCGGCCUGUCCUCGGAGAUAUUCAUCACGCGCCAGCUAUUGCUGGAUGCCCUGACGGACUUGUGGUAUCUGACCCAGGGCCCGAGCGAGAGCAUCUUCAACUACGUCCACACCUGCAUUCCCGACGCCGCAGCUCUAAACGUGUUGAACUACUUCGAUUUCUGGUCCGCGGUGCCCCUUGAGGGGUCCGCUUCGUACGCCGAGAUCGCGCAGCGCGUCUCCCUCCCGGAAGACGUCGCCAAGCGGGUCCUCCAGCACGCCGUCACCCUGCGCAUCUUCUCCGAGACGGAGCCCGGCAAGGCGUCGUCGCGCAUCCAGCACAAUUCUCGGUCGGCCGCCCUGGCGCGCUCGUCGGGGCUCAAGGCCCUCGUCUCUACCAUCCUCGACGACGCAGGCGCUCCGACGAUGGUUUUGAACGAGGCCCUCAACCGGUACAGCCGCGGGAAGCCCGCCCUGACGCAGGAUAUGAAUGAGACGUCCUUCGCCCUAUUCCACAGCGGCGGGCAGUUCGGGAAGCACGGCAAUUCUUGGGACCUGCUGGAGAACGACGGCGCUGGCGACAAGCAAGGCUGGCGGCAGAGGAACUUUGUAGAGUUCAUGCGCUAUAUCAAAGAGAUCUUCCACCUGGAAGGUGUCGUACUCGACGCUCAUGACUGGAAGUCAGCGGGCAAGGCAACUGUGGUAGAUGUCGGUGGCUCGGCAGGCCACGAUGCUAUUGUCUUAGCACGAAACUUCCCCGAACUCACUAUUACCGUUCAAGAUCUGCCCAAGGUGAAACCUGUCUUCGACGCGAAUCUCCCCGAGGACGUUAAAGACCGCGUGUCGUUCGUAGAACAUGACUUCUUCCAACCGCAGCCCGUUCAAGCGGACAUCUAUAUAUUCAAGAUGAUCCUCCACGACUGGCCCGACCACGAAGCCUCUAGAAUACUGCGGGCGUUGAAACCGGCUCUGAAGCCGGGAGCUCGCGUUAUCCUGUUCGAGUAUAUCGGUAACCAGGGAGAGACCGAAGGCCCGGUCUUGCCCCGCUCCAUCCAGCAGAUGGGCACGGCUACCGAUCUGCGACUGAUGGCACUGUUCAACGGAAAAGAACGCCCCGUUGAUGCUUGGGCCAAGAUAUUCCGCGAAGCCGAUGAGAAGUUUGAGACGGUUACCGUCAAGGCCAACCCGCAGAAUUUUUUUGCAGUAAUCGAAGCGGUUUGGCGUGGAUGAGCGACUUAGACCGGCGGCAGUGGGACUAAGUAAGCGUUGUCAAGUCUUUGUAGCGGAUACGAAGGAAGGGGGAUGUAUAUGUAUCGAGCCAAGCACUUCCCGAUCCUCUUUAACC